This is a messenger RNA of Benincasa hispida (wax gourd), 4204 nucleotides long. RefSeq names its product Pentatricopeptide repeat (PPR) superfamily protein. The record is from RefSeq and is a predicted model, not a curated record. Gene Ontology annotation, molecular function: mRNA binding; protein binding. Lineage: Eukaryota; Viridiplantae; Streptophyta; Magnoliopsida; Cucurbitales; Cucurbitaceae.
CUAAAAAGGUUUUUAGUUUUUGGGUUAUUUUGUAAAUUUAUCCGGUCUAUAGGGGGUGAGAUCUGGAACCGAGGGCAGGGGAGAGCGAAGGUGGAACAAUUGCGGCGUCUGAGUUGAGCCACGCCGUCAUAUUCAAUAUGUGUUUGCAAUUUCUUCUGAACCUCAACUCCAUUUCUUCUCCUUCACCCAGAUUCCUACUUCUUCAGUAGAACCGCCAUUUCCGCGCAUGGUGUAGCUUCUCUACUCAAUGACCCUCUGCUUCUGCGUUAGAGCUUCAAAAGCCAUAGCUACCACCGCUGCAACAUACCCCUUCUCUUUCAAGGUACGCCUUCUCCUUCCCUUCUCUUCAUUCCUCCAUUCCUGCACUUCAAACAACGCCAUACCAGCCCUAUCGGAAAACCAUUAUAGAGACCUUAUCUUUGAUACGAUUGAACAAAAGCCUUGGGCCUUUUGCGACAAUAAUUGGGUCUCCGAUCAAUUUGGUGCUGUGAUCAUCGACCCUCAUUUGUUUAUUCGAGUCCUUGAUUCCAUUCGAAUCAGGCCUAGAGUUGCCUUGCGUUUCUUCCGAUGGGUCAUGGCUCAACCCGAUUUUAAGGGGUCAGAAUUUGUGUUUUGUGCUAUUCUUGAUAUUCUUGCUCAGAAUAGUUUGAUGCGUCCUGCGUAUUGGGUGAUGGAGAGGGUGGUUAGCAUUGAAAUGCACGGAGUUGUCGAUGUUUUAAUUGCUGGGAAUAUGUGUUUAAAGGCUUUAAUUAAGCUUCUUGAUAUUCUAUUGUUGAUAUACACGAAGAAAUCAAUGGUUGAUGAGUGCUUGUUGGUCUUUUAUAAAAUGAUUCGGAAAGGUUUACUGCCUGAUGUCAAGAACUGUAAUAGGAUUCUCAGGGUUUUAAGAGAUGAGAAUCUCGUGAGUAAAGCUAAAACUGUGUAUAGGAUGAUGGAACAGUUUGGGAUUAAGCCAACUAUUGUCACGUAUAACACUAUGCUGGAUUCCUAUUGCAAGGAGGGGAAAGUACAUCAAGCUUUAGAGCUUCUAUCAGAGAUGCAAAAGAGAGGGUGUUUCCCAAAUGAUGUAACAUACAAUGUGUUGGUUAAUGGGUUGUCGAAGGAAGGAGAGCUUGAACAAGCAAAGGAACUCAUUGAGAAAAUGUUGAGUUCUGGGCUCAAUGUUUCAGCGUACACAUAUAAUCCUUUGAUCUAUGGUUUCUGCAAGAAAGGAUUGUUUGUUGAAGCAUUUGAUCUUGUGGAAGAAAUGACGAAUAGAAGAGCUUUCCCUACUUUAUCAACUUAUAAUACUCUGAUGUACGGCCUUUGCAAGUGGGGGCAAGUGACUGAUGCUAGACUGCAGUUUUCCGAUAUGUUGAGAAGCAAUUUUACGCCUGACAUAGUUUCGUUCAAUAUCCUACUGUAUGGUUACUGUAGGACUGGGUAUAUAAGUGAGGCAUUUCUAUUGUUUGAUGAAUUGAAAUGCAGAGAUCUUGUUCCGACUGUGGUAACAUAUAAUAUACUUAUAUAUGGUCUUUGCAGGUUGGGUUACUUGGAUGUUGCUUUGCAGUUGAAAAAGGAAAUGACUGAUCUAGGGUUAUUCCCUGACAUCUUUACAUAUACUAUAAUAGUUAAUGGUUCUUACAAGUUGGGGAAUUUAUCAAUGGCUAGAGGGUUCUUUAAUGAGAUGUUGUGCAAAGGGUUGAAGCCUGAUCGUUUUGCUUACCUUACUCGAAUAGCAGGAGAAAUGAAGAUCGGUGAUACAUCUUUAGCGUUUAGCAUGCGAGAAGAAAUGUUAGCAGAGGGUUUUCCUCCAGAUUUUGUCACAUACAAUGUUUUUGUGCAUGGACUUUGCCAACAGGGAAAUUUUGAAGAAGCGUGUGAUCUGUUAGAGAACAUGGUUUAUGAUGGUCUUGUUCCGGAUCAUGUCACUUAUACUAGUAUCAUUAAUGGUUUCAUGAAAAGAGGGCACUUGAGGAAGGCUAGAGAGGUUUUCAAUGAAAUGCUCAGCAAGGGUGUAGCCCCUUCUGUAGUAACAUAUACAGUUCUCAUUCGUGCACAUGCAGCUGUGGGAAUGCUGGAUCUAGCAUUUAUGUACUUCUCGAAAAUGCUGGAGAAGGGUGUUCCAGCAAACGUGAUUACAUACAAUGCUAUAAUUAAUGGUCUUUGCAAGGUGAGGAGAAUGGAGGAUGCUUAUAAAUAUUUUUAUGAGAUGGAAGAAAAAGGAAUUCUUCCAAAUAAGUUCAGUUAUACCCUAUUAAUAAAUGAGAAUUGCAAUAUGGGUUACUGGGAAGAAGCUCUAAGAUUGUACGGAGAAAUGCUAGAUAGAGGAAUUCAGCCUGAUUCUUUUACACAUAGUGUGCUUCUUAAGAGUCUACAUACGGAUUAUAAAGUCCAUGCUCUACAGUGUGUAGAGAGUCUGACUCAAAAUGUUGAAGAUAAUGUUAAUGCCAGGUGAUGAUAAAGGAAAUGGUGGAUUCCAGGAUACUCAAGUUAGAGACUGAUGUAUCUAGUGUAUAUUUAUCCAAUCAAGUGAUGGUUAGCCUCUCAGAAUUUUAUUGAAGCAAUUAACCUCAAAUAAUUCAUUAAGAUAUAAAUGCUAAUCGGUGGUUUGGAAGCUUUAUGGAUUGAGGAUGCAUUUCAUAAUUCCAUUGUUGGUCCAUUACUUUCUGCAACAGAGUUGAAGCUGAAAUCAGUUUCUGUUGGACAAAGACGUUGAUCGUCACACAAGAUUGGUUUAUAUAGUGAUCAUCACUGUAUCAGCAUUCUUGCGUACGCCAUCUGUGGUAGCAUAAGGUUAGAAAGUUGUCCUAGCCAUAAUCAUAACUGCAAUAAAAUCGCUUUUGGAUCUUUACUCUUUCACAUCACCCUGACACACUAAAUUUGUUGUGGCAAUUGCUUUAGAUGCCAGAACCAAACACUCCAAAGCCACCAAAGAAUCAGCCCUGUAUUCAGUUCCGCCUGCAAUGGCGUAACUGCCUAUGUUGGAAAAUUGGAAGUUGGAAAGAAGGCUUGCCGCUUUUUUUUAGAUUUGAAAGACGUUGGGCUGGAGAAUACUGUAGUUUUCUUUUGGUUUAAAUACUACUUUGAUUCCUAAACUUUCGAUUUUGGUUCAUUUUGGUCCAUGCUUAUACUUUUGUUAUUUUUUCUUUUUUUUUUAAAAAAAAAUGUCUCUAUACUUUCAAAAUGUCUAUUUUUGUCCAUGUAGUUUUAAGAAAUCAUCAUUUUGGUCCCUAAAUUUUCAUUUUUAGUCCAUUUUUAUAUCAAAAUUUUAGCUCUCACUUCGUUCACUAAAUUUCUUUAAAAUGUAGCGAUACAUUUGUAUUAAAGGUAAAAGUUUGCAAAUAGGGAUCAAAUGGACACUUUGAAAGUAAGACUAUUAUAAAUAAAAGUUGAAAGUACGUUAGCCAAAAUGAACCAAAGCCAAAGUAGCAGGGCUAAUGUAAUAUUUAAACCUUUCCUUUUCCUUGCAAAUAGUUUUAGAGAUUUGAAGGAAGAGAAGAGAGGAAAGAAAAGGAGGGGAGGAGAAGCACCACAAAGAAUCGUAUGAAAGAUUAACAAAAAAAAAGGAAACUAAGAUGCAACAUAAGAAAAUAUGAAAUAAGUUAGCCAUAUCCCUCUUCUGUGCCACUAACGAAAAGUUGAUUUCAAGGCCAUUUUAAUAAUCUCAUGAGUUUAAUUAUUAUCUCUUCAAAUUUGAACAGAACCACUCUUUCAAGAAAAGAUCUGUAGUGUUGUUUUCUUAUGAAUUCCAAUUUUCCUUCUGCUAAAAGAUGGAUCCCUCCCACCAUUUUGGCAUAUUGAAUGUAGUUUGAGUUGCCAAUAAUGUAGAGAAUCGGGCGUGAAAUCUUUCUUGGCAGACGCAGUGUUAUAGCAAUUGAUUUCUUUUUCAUUGUCAUGGCUCGUGGCUGCCUGAAGUGUUUUUUUGUAAAUGCUUUGUAAUUAUUCAGUGAACAACUAGGAGGGUGAAACAAUUAGAAACGUUGGCAAUAUUUGAUGAGAUCUAUAUCUUUGUUGUCUGUUGACAGGAAAUAUUAAUGUAUUAUUAUAUUUCUCAUCUAUUUGACUUUGUGUUAUCCAAGUCUGCUCUUCCUUUCAAUCUAGUUGCCCCUCACAAUUCAGUGGAAGAUUUUUGUAUGCUUGUUUUUUUUUUUCCCUUUUUUUUAAUAUCAAUUCAAGAAACAGAACUUAUUUGUAUGCCAUUAUUGUCAUUCUUUUGGCCACU